Messenger RNA from Chlamydomonas reinhardtii, 3619 nucleotides. RefSeq lists its product as uncharacterized. The record is from RefSeq and is a predicted model, not a curated record. Lineage: Eukaryota; Viridiplantae; Chlorophyta; Chlorophyceae; Chlamydomonadales; Chlamydomonadaceae. The transcript is spliced from 5 exons. Gene Ontology annotation, biological process: peptidyl-threonine phosphorylation; peptidyl-serine phosphorylation. Gene Ontology annotation, molecular function: ATP binding; protein serine/threonine kinase activity. The coding region runs from base 314 to 2395 and encodes 693 amino acids.
GUAAUACAUCUAGAGUAUUACAUGAUGCAUUCAAUCGCAAACUGGACACGCACGGUGUGGCGAGGGACCUGUUGUUCACGGCGGCUCAGCUGUGCGCGGUCGUACUGCCAUCCGGUCGCGAGGUCGCGGGGCUGGACAAAAUGCGGUCAACAUGCGGCAUUUCCUUACUUCUACGCUAUCUCAGCUUCUCAAAGCAUGCACUGCUAGCUCGUGACAUCUAAACGCACAUAGCGAGCGAAAAGACUGCACCGAUUGCUCGGCGCACUUCUGUUGCUUGUCGCUCCUUCUUUCCUUUGCUCAAACGUGUGCUUCUAUGCUCUCGUUUCUGGCUGGAUGCGUCUUCAAGGCGCUGACGGGCGGAGACUUGAGGGAGGACUUGAGCUGCAUGCUCAAUGCUCUGCCUGAGGCCCUCGGCGUGCCUCGCCUGUGCAAGGCUACUGCUAGCGACAUCCGCUCGCCAUGCUGCCCUUGCAAUGGACAGAAGGUCGUUCGGCGUCCACUUUGGGACCCGCGCGCCACGUUGGCUGCCGCUAGCCCCGACCCCGUCCUCGAGGGCAACAAGUCACCCAUCAGCGUGACGGCGUCGGCCGAGCCCGUCGCUGAGGCGCCCGGGAGCUCGGCCACCAUCGAGGAGUCUCCCACGCCGCCCGUGUCAAGCUCGGGCGACGACUGCACGACCGAUGGCAGCGCCGUCCCCUCCGCCUCCCCCUCCAACCCCACCUCCGCCUCCACCUCCAAGGCCCUCGUGCCCGCCGGCCCCGUCGUUGCCCCUGCUCCCUCCGCCUCCUGCCCGGCGAGCGAGGACGCGCCCGCGGCCACCUGCUGCGGCGAGGUCCAGGUAGAGUCCUCGAGUGGCGGCGAUGAGAACGACGACGUCAGCAGCUACAUGCAGGGGGAGGUGCGGCUGGUGGUGACGUUCGAGGACGGCUCCUUCCGUCGCUUCUCCAAGAGCGUCGUGGAGGAUUUCCGCAAGCUGCCGCUGGACGCGUUCGAGGAGCGUCACGGCCUCCAGUGCUGGCGGUCCGAGGGCAAGAUCGGCCGCGGCGGCUACGGCCUCGUGCACGUGGGGCUGUUGCAGCGGCCCGACGGCACCACACGGCCCGUUGCUGCCAAGCUGUUCCUGGGCGGACUCACCAAGGCCAAGGAGCAGCUGAACAGGGAGGUCGGCGCGGCGAUGAAGCUGAAGCAGGCCUGCGCCACCGCCUCUUCCUCCUCCUCUUCCUCCUCCUCUUCUUCCUCCUCGCAUGAGCAGCCGUUGCCGCUGCUGGCGGCGGCUGAGCAGAGCCCGUUUGUGCAGCUGCUGUGCCACGGCGGCCGACCCGGGCAGCUGCCCAUGAUGGUGAUGGAGCUGGCGAAGGGCUGCGUGGCUUGCGAACUGGAGGAUGCCACUGAAAAGCGCGACGAGAUCUGGGCUCAGAUGGAGGCCACACAGCAGCAGGCAGAUGCAGCCGCCGCUGCCAACACCGACGUCGCCAGCAUGUCUGAUAACCUCACCAGGGCGCGGCCGGCGGCGCCGCCGGGCUCUGGCGUCCUGCCGGCCCCUCGCCCGCCGCCGCCGCCGCCCGGCUUUGAGCCCCUGCUGGCGGCCAGCCCUCGCCCGUGCCCGCCGCUGCCGGGCUUUCACGCACUGCCGGCGGCCCCUCGCCCCCCGCUGCCACCGCCUGGCUUCGCACCACUACUGGCCUCGCCGCCCGUGCCUGCGUCGGCGCCGGCCUCGGCUGCUACUUCUGCUGCUGAAGACCCGCUGCUGCCGUCUGUGCAUGUGGCCCGUGCUCCGCCGGGCUUCCCAGUGCCUGGCACUGCCAGUGCUCCCCGCUGCCGCGACGUGUGGGAGGACGUGGCGCUGCUGCCGCUGAAGCAGGUGCUGGCCAUCCUGGUGUUUCUGGCGGCCGCGAUCAAGGCCAUGCACCGCGUGGGACUCGUGCACAACGAUGUCAAGCCUGCCAACAUGCUCCACCGCGCCGACGACACCUACUGCCUGGCUGACUUUGGUCUGGCUGAGCAGCUGAGCCCCGCCGACCCCACUGGCACCUUCUGCUUCGAGAUCGCCUGCGGCACCCGCCACUACAUGGCACCCGAGGUGCAGAGCAACGUGCCACUGAUGGCCGCCGUUGACGUGUACUCAUUCGGCAUCACGGCCCUGUGCGUGGCUGUGACCGGCAGCAACAGCGCCGCGGCGGAGUGGUUUGCGCAGCAGAGCUGGUGGCCGGCCGGCGACGCGCCGGCUGCUGCCCGUGCCUUCCCGGCCGGCAUCUUCCCGUCAUAUCUGCCCCUGUCGCUGGAGCUGCUGCUGCUCGACUGCGUGGCUUGGGAUCCGCAGGAGCGGCCCACUGCGGAGCAGGUGGUGCAGCGGCUGGCCGCGAUCUGGGAGGAGGUCGUUGUGUGCGGCUACUGAUGACGCUACUUGCUACGUGCUGCUAGCGGUGCUUGGUAUUGAUGGCUUGCGUUGUCGCGCCCAAGGGCGCCCAUAGGCUGUCGGGCAGGGCUGUUGAGAGGUUCGAGAGAUGGCAAACCUGAGAUGGUUUCAUUGGCAGGGCCGCAGCGUAUGCUGCCAAGGAGAGUAGGGCUUGCUCGCUAGCUCGCUUACUAGCUAUCGUGCCGUGCCAAGCAGGCGUGCGGCCGGCAUCAGUGUGUGCGUUUGCUUGUGUGCUUGCGGGCCGAGACAGCCCCAGGAGUGCCGCAGCUAGCUCCGAGUGCGCGUCAGGGGCAGGACUGCAACAUGACCUACCGCUUAGGAUGGAGCAAGCGGCCUAGGGCGUGGAAGUUCUUUCAUAGGGCGUACAAACUAAUUCAUUAUACAUGCGCUGCAGAUAUUCAUACUGCUACUGCGAGGGGAGGCACUCUGCGUGCCCGUGAGCGUGCGUGUCAUCACUAGACGUGGUUUGGGUCGAACGCUGUCUGCCUAGCAUUGCUCUUUGGCAACUCGUGCAUUGGCUUCUCUUUCGGGUGUUUUAGGACAUUUAGGACUCUGUACAUGGAUUAAUCUGUAUCUUUUAGACGCUGCGGCUUUAGGCUUUAGUCUGCUAGUGUUGAAUACGGGCGCUGGGCGGUUGACAGACCGGCAUGCAGGUGAACACAACACAAACUGACUAGGCGGGCAAAUGCCCGACGCGGCGUCGCUGAACCAAGCGUCUUUGGCUCGUUGGCUACCGUUUUACUAUUAGAUUGCUUUGACCUGCUUGUGUCAGCCGAUAUUGUCUUGUGUAAAGCGCUGGCUGCAUUGAUUCAUGCAGCUUGGCCAGGUGUACGGUAAUGAGGACUAGCUGCUAGGCGGUGUGACCGUGGGUGUGACGGCGGGUAGCGAACGGCUUCGUAGCUGCAUCGGCUGACGGUGCGGCGGGGGCUGGAGCGUGUGCACGGCUAGUUAGGCCUCGUGACUAGGACGAGUAGGGAUGGGCACAGGACUGGCACACGGGAUGAAGGGGCACGGCCUGUGCAUUGCAGGUCAUCACCCCUGGGUAAGGACACUGGAUGAGAGGAUGAGACGGGGCAGGGCUGGAGCCCAGUGAAGCAUACGCACGGAUUGACACCAAAAGAUGACUUCUUUCCUAAUCAAGGCCGGUGGGGCCAUAGCUUCAUGCAUCGGCGUGCGUGCAUGCACUUGUAACAACUAUGGGCA